CUCAUCGACCCAUCGUUCUUCAUAACAUCACAGCCUCUUUUCCAUCUCAUCUUUUUGACAGCCUCUAUUCAAAAUGCUCUCCAUACGCACUCUCGCCCGCACAGUGCCUCGCACUUUCUCGCGAUCAAUCGCUUCCUCCCGAUCUGCCCUCCGCCUAGUCGCGAACCUCCCCAAGACGAGCUUCAUCCAGCCCUCCCUGAAGCAAGCUAUUAGACCCGCACAAGCCGCGUUCUCAACAUGUAGGGUGUUUAGACAAGCUGAAGGCGAUGCCGAGCUUUCUGCUAAACUUGAGGAUGAACUGAAGCACGAGAAGUCCUCGGGUCUCGAAGACUUGGAAUCUUCCGUCCAGAACAUUCAAUAUGUUCUUCAGAACAACUCUUGGGAGGUCAAAGAUGUCCCUGGAGAACAGGAAGUUGUUUUAACGAAGAAACUCAACAAUGAAGAGAUCCGCCUUACGUUCACCGUUGCGGACCUCCAGAACUUGAGCGAACACGAUGACUUGGACGGCCUUACCGAUGGAAUGGAUUUCGAAGGCCACCAGCCCGCGAACCAGGGUGUUAGCGGAAACUUUGCUCAACACCCUGAGGACAGUAUCGCACCUGCCGACCGUGAGGAGCAGGACCUGGAACCUAGCUUCCCUGCGCGCGUAAAUGUCACCAUCGAGAAGCCCGGAAACGGUGCCCUCCUUAUUCAGACCCUUGCCCAGGACGGCUUGUUCCAGGUUGAGGAAGUCUCCUUCUUCUCCAAGCCCGACUUGGCCCACGCUGUCACCGCUGAGAAGGACUGGGCUCGGCAGAGUCUUUACGCCGGUCCUCCUUUCGAGAACCUGGACGAGGAUCUGCAGACCUACCUUGAGCGCUACCUUGAGGAGCGCGGCAUCAACGCCGAGCUUGCCAACAUGAUUCCCGACUACAUCCAGGUCAAGGAGCAGAAGGAAUAUGUCCGCUGGCUCGAGAACGUCCGUAACUUCGUUUCUGCUUAAGUGCACAAAUAAGUACCAUUAAUCUUCAUCGAAUCUCUCUCAACUCAUCUAUUAUCGCCCAUGAAAGUGUUUCAACUUGAAUCGCUCAUCUGUUACAAUAUUUCGAGCUGCUAUUUUGGGGGAGUGGGGCGACUCUCUGCAAGUGGACAGGAUGCACAUGUAUUAAUAUAGAAAUGAAUUAAGGAUUUCAUUGUAAUUAUGCCAUUGAAUGUACCUUUUCGUCAGAAGUUAGAACAUAAGUACUCGAAGCAAACGGAGGGCAUUCGGUCCCUCUUUAUAGGGGAAUGUGUCAUCAUGAGCAUAAACGGUGGUCAUUCAAAUACAUUUAAGAAAACAUCUCAGACGCCAU
Molecule: messenger RNA, 1331 nt
Organism: Aspergillus versicolor CBS 583.65
Lineage: Eukaryota; Fungi; Ascomycota; Eurotiomycetes; Eurotiales; Aspergillaceae
Product: MAM33 family protein
Exons: 5
Coding region: 74-982 (302 amino acids)
Biological process (GO): cytosolic ribosome assembly
Cellular component (GO): mitochondrial matrix
Source: RefSeq, a predicted model, not a curated record